This is a messenger RNA of Pyrus x bretschneideri (Chinese white pear), 970 nucleotides long. Its product is annotated as 40S ribosomal protein S8. NCBI's taxonomy places the organism in Eukaryota, Viridiplantae, Streptophyta, Magnoliopsida, Rosales, Rosaceae. Gene Ontology annotation, cellular component: cytosolic small ribosomal subunit; ribosome. The transcript is spliced from 5 exons. The record is from RefSeq and is a predicted model, not a curated record. Gene Ontology annotation, molecular function: structural constituent of ribosome. Bases 137 to 805 code for a protein of 222 amino acids. Gene Ontology annotation, biological process: maturation of SSU-rRNA from tricistronic rRNA transcript (SSU-rRNA, 5.8S rRNA, LSU-rRNA); translation.
GACACUGAGGGACAAUAAAGUAAAUUUGUGAAGUCACGUUGGUACUAAAAACCUAGCUCGCCUUCAUUCACUCGUCUCAAACCCUAGCCGCGUUGCCGCAGACUCUCCAGGAGCAGCAGAGCCCUAGAACGCCAAAAUGGGUAUUUCUCGUGAUUCCAUGCACAAGAGACGUGCCACUGGAGGCAAGAAGAAGGCUUGGAGGAAGAAGCGAAAGUACGAGCUUGGAAGGCAACCUGCUAACACCAAGUUGUCAAGCAACAAGACAGUGAGGAGGAUCAGGGUUCGAGGUGGGAAUGUCAAGUGGCGUGCUCUGAGGCUUGAUACUGGAAACUUCUCCUGGGGUAGUGAGGCCGUGACCCGCAAAACCCGUCUUCUUGAUGUUGUGUACAAUGCAUCCAACAAUGAGUUGGUCCGUACUCAAACUUUGGUGAAAAGUGCCAUUGUUCAGGUUGAUGCUGCACCAUUCAAGCAGUGGUAUCUCCAGCACUAUGGAGUUGAAAUUGGCCGCAAGAAGAAAACUGCGGCAGCUGCCAAGAAAGAAGCAGAGGAUGGUGAAGCACCUGCUGCUGCUCCUGAGGAGGCAAAGAAGAGCAACCAUGUAGCCAGAAAGCUGGAGAAGCGUCAACAGACUCGCACCUUGGACCAGCAUAUUGAGGAACAAUUUGGUGGUGGUCGUCUGUUGGCUUGUAUUUCAUCACGACCCGGUCAGUGUGGCCGUUGUGAUGGAUAUAUCUUGGAGGGCAGGGAGCUGGAGUUUUACAUGAAGAAGCUCCAGAGGAAGAAGGGGAAGGGAGCUGCGGCUUAAAUUUUUGUUACUGGUACUUAGUCUUUGUAGACUCAGAAUAUGUCAUCACUAUUCUCCUUUCCUACUUUCUAAAGCAUUUCACUUUAUUUGAGUUUGAAGUUGGAACUUGCUUUACUCCAAACAAUGUUUUUAUGGUUGAUUUAAUCAGUAAUCCUAUUUUGGCAA